CUCGACAAGGAGGCUUUCGGCCACUCCCCCACCUCCCUCUUCCCAGCAUUCCAAGCGGCGGAUAUCGCAAAGAGAUUGUCUCCAGAAGUAAAUGAAUACUCAGGAUGGCACCUAUUUUGGAAUGGAAGAAAAUUAUGAGAGUAGAUCCUGAUGCUUUGCCUCGUCAGGAGGAACUAGCAGAUAGUUUGUUUGAGACUGUGGCCAAGGUUGAUGGUAAUGCUUUGAAAGAUGAGACUCCUGGACAUUUAAUUCAACUUUUUAAAAUUUCUCAAUCAUUAAUGAAGAUGAAAAAUCAAGAAGUAGAACUGGCUCUAGAAGAAGUUGAGAAAGCUGGAGAAGAGCAAGCUAAAUUUGAUAGCACAGCGAUCCACUGGUAGCCGUGAUACUCGAUUUCUGCGUGAUGAAAUUCGCCAAUUGGAAAAACAGUUGUCACAAAAAGACAGAGAAUUAGCAGACAUGGAAAAGGACCUAGAGAAAGAGAAGAAAGCUAAUGAGCAGCUUACUCUUCGAAAUGCAGAAACAGAAAAUGAAAACAGCAAAUUAAGAAGAGAGAAUGAGCAGCUCCGUCAGGAUGUAAUUGACUAUCAGAGACAAUUAGAAACACAAAAAGAAACACUUCUCUCAAGAAGAGGAGAAGAAUCAGAUUACAGGUCACAGUUAUCAAAAAAGAAUUUUGAGCUUGUUCAAUACCUAGAUGAAAUUCAGAAUUUGACGGAAGCUAAUGAAAAGUUGGAAGCACAAAGCCAGGAAAUGAGGAAGAAUUUAGAAGAAUCUGUGCAAGAAAUGGAGAAUAUGACUGAUGAAUAUAAUAAAAUGAAAUUUAUGGUGCAACAGUCUGAUAUUGCUAUGGACCAGCUAAGAAAGGAAAAGGAGCAAUAUAGAUUACAGGUGCAUGAGUUGACAGAGCAACUUAAAGCAAAGAAUGAAGAAGAUGACCCUCUUAUGGCAGCUGUAAAUGAAAAAGUGGAGGAAUGGAAGAGAAUUUUGGCAUCCAAAGAUGAUGAAAUAAUUGAAUAUCAGGAAAUGUUGUUGACUCUGAAAGAGAAGCUGAAGAUGGCCCAGAUGGAUGCUGACAAGAGCAAUAUUCUUGCCCUCCAGCAGGGUGUGCAAGAAAGAGACCGUCAGAUCAAAUUGCUCACUGAACAGAUUGAACAGUAUACAAAGGAGAUGGAGAAAAAUGUAUUGAUCAUCGAGGACCUGAAAAGAGAACUCCAGAAAGAUAAAAGCGGGCUAUCAGUUACUCAUCAGGAUCGUAUUGGAGAAAUGCAAGGAAAAUUACAGAUGCUGGAAGAGAAAUUCAAGGAAACUGAAAGGACAGCAGAACUUGCAGAAGCAGAUGCAAGAGAAAAGGACAAAGAACUUAUUGAAACUCUGAAGCGAGUGAAAGAUUAUGAAACUGGAAUAUAUGGCCUAGAAGAUGCUGUUGCUGAAAUAAAAGGUUUAAAAAAGCAACUCAAAAUAAGAAAUAGUGAAAUUGAAUCAUUAAUUAAAGCAGUUAAUAAACUUGAAUUUAAAAUCAAUGAUCUUCUUGAUGAAAAUGAAGAUCUUCGGGAACAGCUAGGGCUUGAUCCAAAAACAAUGAUUGAUUUAACUGAACUGAAAAAUAGCAAAGCAUUAAAACAACAGCAGUACAAGGCUGAAAAUCAAGUCUUACUGAAAGAGAUUGAAAGAUUAGAAGAAGAAAGAGUUAUCUUGAAACAACAAAUCCGUAAAUUGGCUCAGGAGAAAGGGAGAAGAGCUGCAACUUUAGGACUGGAUGCAGAUGAUCUACAGCUGAUUGAUAAUUUUACUGAAGAUUUGAAGAUGAAAAGAGAGAGAUCUGAGUUAAUGAGUACAUCUAACUUUGAUAAACUUAAAACAAAGAAUGACUACCUUGCCAAAGAAUUAAAUGAACGAGAAAAAGAUUUGGAACAAAACAGGAUUGUAAUAAUGAAAUUGAAAUCCAAUUUGAAAGAGUUAGUACAAGAAAACAAGCACCUUCAACAAGGCAUGAAAGAAAUUUUACAAGCGAUAAAGGAUAUGCAAAAGGAUCCAGGUGUGAAAGAUGGAGAAAAUGCUCUUAUGAUUCCUAGUCUGGAGCGGUUAGUAAAUGCAAUUGAAUUAAAGAAUGCGGAAGGAGCUUUUGAUGCCAGCUUGCAUUUGAGGGCCCAAGUGGACCAGCUGACAGGCCGAAAUGAAGAAUUGCGCAAAGAAUUGAGAGAAUCUCGGAAAGAAGCAAUAAACUUUUCUAACCAGCUAGCUAAAGCAAAUACAGAAAUUGCAAAUCUAGAAAAUGAAAUUGAUAUGCUGAAAAAAUCAGAAGGUGGCAGCAUAGUAUUUAAAUCACUAAAUCUUCCAGAAGGGAUAUCUCCUUCUAGUGUGAACAUAAUUAAUUCCCAGAAUGAAUAUUUAAUACACCUUUUGCAGGAAUUUGAAAAUAAAGAACAGCUCUUCAAAAAAUUAGAAGAGGCAAUAGAAGAAUAUAAGAGAAAAUUUGCAGUUAUCCGCCAUCAACAAGGCUUGCUGUAUAAAGAAUAUCAAAGUGAAAGGGAACACUGGCAAGUUGCUAAUGACAAAAUACUACAGGAAAAGAAAAGAUUGGAGUAUCAAAAGGAGGAAGAUGAUGUAAAAAUAAAGGAAUAUACUGAUUUAUUAGAUGCACUUGAAAAGGAUAGUGAUGAUACUAAACAACUAUUUGUGGAUUAUAGUAGAAAAAUAACUGUUCUGAGAGUCAAUGAAAGAUCAAUGACAAGACAAUACGCAACAUUACUUGAAAUGGAAAGGCAUCUUCGCAAAGAAAAUGAGAAAAUGAAGACUGAGAUGGUAUCAGUGGAGGUGACGGUUCGAGAGAAGAUUGGAUCUUUGCAAAGGUUCAAAGAAAUGGCAACUUUCAAGAUAGCAGCAUUGCAAAAAGCAUUGGAUGACAGCGUACCUCUAAAUGAUCUUGAAAUGGCUAAUAAACAAUAUAAUGAGUUAACUGCUAAAUACAGGGAUAUGCUUCAAAAAGAUAACUUGCUUAUUCAAAGAACAAACAAUGUGGAACGCCUAGAGCAUGAGAACACAUCUUUGAAAAAUCAGAUAGAAUCUUUAAAUAAGGAACUAGAAAUUACAAAAGAGAAACUUCAUACAAUUGAACAAGCCUGGGAACAAACAGCAAAACUUGGAGACAGUACUACAGACAAAGCUACAAAGGCCAUAACCAACAGUGAGAUUGUUUCUAUUUCUAAGAAAAUUACUAUGCUUGAAAUGAAGGAACUAAAUGAACGACAGAGAGCAGAGCAUUGUCAGAGAAUGUAUGAACACCUACGAAAUACAUUAAAACAAGCAGAAGAACGUAACUUUGAACUAGAAACAAAAUUUGCUGAGCUUACAAAAAUCAACCUUGAAGCACAGAAAGUAGAACAGUCUUUGCGAGAUGAACUGUCAAACAGUGUGAGUAAAGGAAUAAAUGAGGUGGAUAAACGUCGAAUAAUGGAGCUAGAGAAAAGUGAAACUGAACUCAAGAUUGAGGCAUCAAAGUUAAGGGAGCUUUCUGAUAUAGCUAAGACACAAGUUACUGCACUGGAGAAUCGGCAACAAUUGAGAGAUAAAGAAGUAGAAUCACUUAGGAUGCAGAUUUUGGACUAUCAGGUACAAUCAGAUGAAAAAACUCUUAUUGCAAAAUUACAUCAGCAUAUUGUGGCCCUUCAGGUUAGUGAGGCUACAGCUAUAACUAAGUUGGCAGCUGCAACAUCAAAACUUCAGAAGACAGAGAUCGCUAACAUGCGCUUAGAGCAGAAACUGGAUGACAAACAGCAAGCAUUAUAUUAUGCAAGACUUGAGGGGAGAAAUAGAGUCAAACAUUUACGCCAAACUGUUCAGUCAUUACGGAGGCAAUUUAGUGGUGCUUUGCCCCUGGCUCAACAGGAGAAGUUCUCCAAGACUAUGAUUCAACUGCAGAAUGACAAACUUAAAACUAUGGAAGAUAUCCAGCAAGCUCAGCAGGAACGACGAAAUGCAGAGAACAAAGCAGUGGAGUUGGAGAUGAAAUUAAAAGGAAUAGAAGAACUAGUAGCCACUUUAAAAGAUGCAAGAGGAGCACAAAAGGUAAUUGAGUGGCAUGUGAAAAUUGAAGAACUUCGCCUCCAAGAACUUAAGCUAAAUCGUGAAUUAUCCAGAAAAAAUGAGGAGAUUAAAUAUUUAAAAAAUAUCUUCUCUGAAUAUGAACAGACAAUCAAUCAUUUGGAAGAAGAACUUGUUCAGCAGGGCAAGUUCCACGAGGAGCGACAGAUGGCCUGGGAUAAAAGAGAAGUAGAAUUAGAACGUCAGCUGGAUAUAUACGAUAGUCAGAAACAGGACAUAUUAAGUACAGCUCAGAAGUUUAAUGAAGCUGCAGGUACAGUUCCAGAUCCUAGCUUGCCUCUUCCACAUCAGCUUCAGCAAGCUCUUAAAACAGUUAGAGAGCAAAGUCGAACAAUUCUGGAAAUGCAAGUCACCUGUAAAUCUGUAGAAGAGAAGCUAAAAGAAAAAGAAGCUGCUUUGUGGAAAGCAGAGCAAAACAUCUUGUCACGAGACAAAGUCAUAAAUGAACUAAGACUGCAAUUGCCAGCAUCAUCUGAAAGAGAGAAAUUGGUAGUACAGCUAGAUCAAAUUGAUGAUUAUACCCACCCUCAUGCUCUGAAAAUUGCACACCAGACCAUUGCAAAUAUGCAAGCUAGAUUAAAUCAGAAAGAAGAAAUUCUGAAAAAGUACCAACACCUUUUGGCCAAAGCACGAGAGGAACAAGAAGAAAUUGCAAAGAAUCAUGAAGAGGACCUCAGAAUUCUGCAUCAGAAAUUAGAUGUACAUGUUGACAGUUCCUUUAAUAAAUUCAAGCAAACAGCUUUAGAGUUGAUUCAAAAGCCUUCUUUAGCUGUUCCAGCAAGUAAACAUUUAAUUCGUCUGGCAGAACUGGAACAAACUAUAGCAGAACAGGACAGCUCCCUUAAUUCCCUUCUCAGCAAAUUAAAGAAAACAUCAUCUGACUUACAGAAGCAAAAACAGAUAACUGCAGUAAAAAUCAAGGAGUUUGAUAACAUCAGGGCCCAGCUUGAGGAGAAGCAUCAAGAUAGAGUUAAAAAACUACAAGAUGAAAUAGAAGAAUUAAGGAGUUUAUUGUCAAAAAUGGGAAAAGAACUACUGAAUGUAAAAAGUGAGUUGGAAAUACAAAAAGAAGCAAAUAACAGGUCUCCAACAACUACAAUGAAGAAUCUAAUGGAGCGACUAAAGAAUCAGCUAGCUUUAAAAGAGAAGCAACAAAAAGCUUUGAGCAAGGCACUUCUGGAACUCCGAGCAGAAAUGACAGCAGCUGCAGAGCAACAGAUAAUUUCUGUAGCAUCACAAAAGGAGGCACAUAUGAAUGUUCAGCAAAUUGUUGACAAGCACACAAAGGAAUUGAGGGGUCAGAUGGAAGAUUUAAAUGACCAACUUUUGAAACAUAAAGAUGCUCUUAAACUAAGCAAAAAUAAGGAGAGUUCUCUGUUAGAUGAUAUGGAUGAUUUAAAUCAAGAACUUCAGAAAAAAAUGAAAGCCUACACUAAAGUUCUAAGGGAGAAAGAUGAUAUUGAAAAAGAGAAUGAAGAACUGAAAAAGCAGAAUAAAAGAUUAACUAAUUCAAUUCAGAGCAAGGCUGAUGAGCAAACUCUGAUAGAUGAACUUCAAAGAAAAAUAAAAAGAAUGGAAACAGAGCUUGGAAAGAAGAGUGAUGAAUCAGAAAAAAAGAAUCCAAGAGAAGAAAGGGCGUUGAAAGGGUGAAAAAGAAAAAAGCGCUUUGCAAAAGAAACUCAAAAGCUGCAGUGUUACUGUUGAUCAUGUAAUAGGAGUCAGAGCAUCUGAAUCAGAGCGAGAGUUGGAAGAGCUUCAUAAACGAAAUAUGGAUCUGGAAAAUGAGAUUGUUCACCUGAAAACACAAUAUGCUGUCCCUCGAGAUACUGUUGUAGAAGAUUUGCACUUAAAAAACAGAUAUCUACAAGAAAAACUACUAGUACUAGAGAAACAGCUUCCCCGAGACACCUGUUCAAGGCCAUCAACAUCAGGGAUAGGAUCAGAUGAUCAACAUCAGAAAGAACAAGAGCUUCAAAAGGAGAAUCUAAUAUUGUCAUCUGAAAAUAUGGAGUUACGAUUCCAGCUAGAACAAGCCAAUAAGGACUUGCCAAGAUUAAAGAAUCAAGUAGCUGAUUUAAAAGAAAUGUGUGAGCUCCUGAAACGAGAAAAGGGAGAAGCUGAACGGAAAUUAGGCAAUGUCAGAGGGGCUGGAAGAAGUGGAAAAACAAUUCCAGAAUUAGAGAAAACAAUUGGCUUGAUGAAAAAAGUUGUAGAGAGAGUCCAAAGAGAAAAUGAAGAGCUAAAAAGGGCGCCUGGAGUAGUCUCAAAUGAAAAAGUUGUCAGACUUGAGCAAGAAAAUGAGGACUUAAGGUCUGAAAUGGAAAAACUGAAACUUCACUUUGGAAGUGAACUAAGUGCACGUUAUGAACUGAAGACUAAAGGCACAGAAAAAAUCAUUGCUGAAAAUGACAGAAUACGUAAGGAGCUGAAAAAGGAAGUAGAAAAUGCAGAAAAACUGCGAAUGGCAAAGAAUAACCUUGAAAUAAUAAAUGGGAAACUGAAUGUGGAAUUGGAAGAGACAACAAAGAAAUUAAACUUAGCAGAAAACAGAAUCCCAAAACUUGAAGAUGCUGACACCAACAACUGGAAAUCUAUUGUUAUAACAAGGAUGUUUGAAAAUAAACUCAAAGAAAUGGAAUCUGAAGUUGCCAGAAAAAACCAAAUCAUUAGUGAUCUUAAACAGAAAUUACAAAAGCCAACAGAGAGUGGAGAAAAAAAUGAAAACUAUAUUGAAGACUACCUUAAAGAACAAGCUGAGGUCCUCAAAAGUGUUCCUGAGGAUACCAAAACAGAGCAAGAAUAUGUCAGAGAAAAUCAACUUCUCCGAUUAACUAAUGAUCGUUUGGAAAAGGAAAAAGCAGAACUAAUUUACUUGAUGGGAUCUUCUAGAAAUCAAACAAAACUUAAAGGAGAUGACCUUGCAGCUGAGAAGACUGGAAACUACAAACUAGUGGCAGAAGUAACAGACCUCAAGACACAGCUUAAAUCUUCAGAUGUGGAACAGCAGCGACUUCAUGAAGAAAUCAAAAAACUUAAAAAUGAAUUAGACCACUUUGAUCCAGCCUUUUUUGAGGAAAUCGAAGAUUUAAAAUAUAACUAUAAUGAAGAAGUUAAAAAGAAUAUUAUUUUAGAAGAGAAAUUGAAAACAGUUUCUGAAAAAUUUGGAGUUCAAGUAGACAUUCCAGGUAGAAUUUCUAUUGACUAAAUAAUACUUGAAGAAAUAUUUCCAAGAAACUUGCCAAUACUGAAUGAAACAUUUGACACAGAAAAUGAAGAAAAACAUCUUUAUGAGUCAGGUAUUUUUCCCCCCACUUAUUUUAAAGUCAAUAAAAUGCGGGUUAUUUCUGC
Molecule: messenger RNA, 7449 nt
Organism: Protobothrops mucrosquamatus (brown spotted pit viper)
Lineage: Eukaryota; Metazoa; Chordata; Lepidosauria; Squamata; Viperidae
Gene: CEP290
Product: centrosomal protein 290
Biological process (GO): kidney development; camera-type eye development
Source: RefSeq, a predicted model, not a curated record